Messenger RNA from Tinamus guttatus (white-throated tinamou), 1266 nucleotides. Lineage: Eukaryota; Metazoa; Chordata; Aves; Tinamiformes; Tinamidae. The record is from RefSeq and is a predicted model, not a curated record.
GUGGCUUAUUGGCUGCCCAUCCCCGCAGGAUUUGAGCCAACUGUUUGGCCAGGAUGAGCUGGAGUUUCCUCACACGGCUCCUGGAGGAGAUCAACAACCACUCAACCUUCGUGGGCAAGAUCUGGCUCACAGUCCUCAUUGUUUUCCGAAUCGUGCUGACGGCUGUCGGAGGGGAGUCCAUCUACUACGAUGAGCAGAGCAAGUUUGUGUGCAACACGCAGCAGCCCGGAUGCGAAAACGUGUGCUAUGACGCCUUCGCCCCGCUCUCCCACGUCCGCUUCUGGAUCUUCCAGAUCAUCAUGGUGGCUAUGCCGUCAGUGCUAUACCUGGGCUUUGCCAUGCACCGUAUCGCCCGGAUGCCAGAGAACGGGCGACGCCGCGCUUCGGCGGGCCGGCGGGCACGCAUGCCGGUCGUGCGCCGGGGAGCCGGGCGCGAGUAUGAAGAGGCAGAGGAUGAUAAUGAAGAAGACCCCAUGAUCUUUGAAGAGAUUGAGGUGGAGAAGGAGAAAAGCCCAGAGGGUGGGGAAAAACACGACGGCCGACGCCGCAUCAAGCAGGACGGGCUGAUGCGUGCCUAUGUGCUGCACUUGCUGUGCCGCUCGCUGCUGGAGAUGGCCUUCCUCUUCGGGCAGUACCUACUGUACCGCUUUGAGGUAAGCCCAUCCUACGUGUGCAGCCGCAGCCCCUGCCCACACACCGUCGACUGCUUUGUCUCCCGCCCCACCGAGAAGACUAUUUUCCUGCUCAUCAUGUACGCAGUCAGCGGGCUCUGCCUCUUCCUCAACCUCUGCGAGCUCGUGCACCUUGGCGUGGGCCGCAUCCGGGAUGCACUGAGCCAGGCAGAUGAUCUCCCACACCUUAAUGACACCAGCCCUGGGCUGCAGUAUGCCAAGAAAGCUCCCAGCGCGCCCCCCACCUACCACUCGCUGAAGAAGGAGCCCCUGAAAGCCCCGCUGCCCAAUGGCAAGCUGGUCUACGGGGAGAACUUGGCCAGCUCCACAACGGAGCGCUUCGCCCUGGCUGGUGCUCCCCCGGAGCAUGAGCUGGACAGGCUGCGCAAGCACCUCCGCUUGGCCCAGGAGCACCUGGAGAUGGCCUUCCACCUCAAUCCGCCGCUGGACACUGCCAGCCCGUCCCGCAGCAGCAGCCCGGAGGCCAACGGCAUGGCUGCUGAGCAGAACCGCCUCAACUUUGCCCACGAGAAGGGAGGCACCGUCUGCGAGAAAACCACAGGGCUGUGAGUGUCAUGUGGCGCCUCUGGGACUG